AUGGCUGCACAGGAGUAUGCUAUGUAUCCUGACCAAGUAAGAGAAAAACUGGCCGGAAAGAGCAUACUGAUAAUUGGUGCAAGUAAAUGUGGUCACAGACAUGUGUGGGACAUCUUCUCAAAUUUAAAAAUCCAGAUCACCAUAGUGUCACACGAAACAACAAAUUGUGGGGCAAGCACAGUGGAUAAAUUUAUCUGCUAUGAUUAUGUCACAGACCGGUUAGAUAUCGAGAAACACGCAAGUAACAUCGUCCAACUUCUUGGCGAUCGAGUUGGUGAUAUUGACGGAUGUUUUACCUUCACGGAACCGGAUACACCAAUGACAGCUGCCAUAUGUCAGAAACUUGGACUCAGAGGAUUUCAUCCCCACGCAGCCGUGACAGUUAGGAGCAAGCAAAACACCUACGAAGCCCUUAGAUCAGAAACAAGUACCAACAUAUAUCAGACGUCAAAGUAUUCGCCUAUUUCCUACCGCAUUCAAAAGGAGGAGGAUAUCAAAGAGGCCAAGCAGAUAAAAUACCCUGCCAUUCUUAAGCCUGAGAAUGACGCUAGUUCCUGGGGAGUUGUGGAGGUGAUAUCCGAGGAAGACUGUAUGCAGCAGUAUAACAGAAUCCAGAACAGCUUUGGAACAUCAAACUAUGGUGGAUCGUUUGGAAAGUCAAUGGUUUUAAUGGAAUUCUUGGAAGGCCUUUCCUACAAUGUUGACCUGGUGAUAUAUGGAGGAGAGCUCAUGGCCGCUUUUAUUACUGACAUCGGUCUCUACGUCCCUGACAUGUUUAAUGAUACCACUACCUGCCAACCUACCAACUUGUCUGAGGAACUCAGAGAUCAGCUAAUUACCGCUGCCCAUCAAUGCUGUUGUAAAGUCGGGUUACUCAAUGGAGUUUUCAACACAGAGUUUAAGAUGACAAAAUGCGGGUUUAAAGUCAUUGAAAUCAAUGGAAGAACAGGCUGUUAUCGUAGAUGUAUCGUCUACAAGAAUACACAUGGCGUUCUCCUUUGGGAGAUCGCAGCCGCCAUUGCUUGUGGAAUCAAGCCUUAUUUUCCAGAAGUACCUGCUAGAUGUUUUGCUGUCGGGGCCUACCUUUUUAUUAAAUUCCACGGGGAGCAAUUUCUCAAGGAAAGUGUCAAUUUUAAGUUAAGGUCAUUGGCUGAAGCAAACGACAUACUUCUGGACAUGAGAACCGAAACUGUAGACCUUGGCUGUCUGGAAGAAUUCCCAAUACCAUUCUGUCAUAUAGUAGCUCUCAACAAGACGAGUAUAAAGCAAGCGAGACAAACACUCGUGCAGAUUUGUCAGGACCUCGGAUUUUCUAGAGCCGAUUAUGACAUUGAGCGAUUCACAAGUGUAUGGGCAUAG
Pecten maximus is the source of this 1359-nucleotide messenger RNA. Its product is annotated as carnosine synthase 1-like. The coding region runs from base 1 to 1359 and encodes 452 amino acids. Gene Ontology annotation, biological process: carnosine biosynthetic process. Gene Ontology annotation, molecular function: carnosine synthase activity; metal ion binding; ATP binding. The record is from RefSeq and is a predicted model, not a curated record. The transcript has 2 exons. NCBI's taxonomy places the organism in Eukaryota, Metazoa, Mollusca, Bivalvia, Pectinida, Pectinidae.